Cooperia oncophora is the source of this 855-nucleotide messenger RNA. The record is from the annotation of a GenBank genome assembly. Lineage: Eukaryota; Metazoa; Nematoda; Chromadorea; Rhabditida; Trichostrongylidae.
AUGCCCCAGACGCAAGCAAUGAUGGUAAAAGUAGCGACAUUGUGCAAUCGACAUGCGUUUAUACUCACCCCAACGGUUACUCGUUACGGUGGUUGGUUCUCGGAGAUAAAUGUGCUUGUUCAAACGUUGAGAUGUGCCAACGCUUUCAUGGGCGAGUCACUGGUAUUGGUUUUGGAAACAUUACGGAUAUCAACUUGGAUCGGAUUAUCGUGGAGCUCAAGCAACAACGGCGUUAGCUUGUUCGAAAUUUCAAAUGAUCUUAGGAUUCCGUUCACCGAAGGCGAUGAUGGCUCGCUUAUAACGCUCACUAAGCGAUACAGAUACACCCCGACAAAUAAUAUUUAUGGCUACGAUUACAACUCUUCACCUUCGUCAUCAUCUGAUGCGGCGAGACUUGUCUUGAACCCGAACUACGCUUAUCUCAACGAUGCACUUUCAGAAGGCUAUGCCAAGAAUUACGUUCAGGCAGAGAUGGCGUACAGCCAAGGCGGUCAAGUUGGCGGUCAAGAUUACCAAGCAUUACGACGCUGUUCCUGCGCAAUCAGCCAUUUUGAGCAACGACCAGCAGCAGAUGCUCAGAAUUAUCAGCAAAUUCGACAGACUUACACAACUGUGAACACUUUCACCAGUUCAACGCCAGUGCAGGCUCCUUAUCAGAGUGUAGUCGAUUUGAAGACGACUAGACUUCGUGAUCCUUCAACUUUGGUCUAUUACUCGGAUGUUCCUUCCACUUCGAAUGCUGCAGCGAUGAACGCUACCAGCGGUCAAUCAUAUACUGGUAAUACAGUUCAAACGUAUACUGGUGAUACAAUCCGUGCUCAGUACAAGAUCCCUACUGGUGUGAUUACUAUGUGA